ACGCAGCGUAGCAGUAAACUCGAAGAUGCAGUCUCAGCCAUUGGAUCCUCGUGCUCGGACUCCGUUACUUGACGGCGUGAGGAGAGACUCUGACCCUCCGGCGACUUCCCCGCCGCCGCCACCGCCGCGCCCGCUUGCCUUCUCCGCGGCCGGCAUCGAACGCCUCCAGCUGCUCCUCUCCAUUCAUUCCUCGCCACCUCCAGAGUCCGCGCAGCUCGUUGCGCCGCGGUGAGGCCACCACUGGCCGUCGCCGCGCGAGCCUCGCCUAGGGUUCCUCCGUUCGGAACUUCGGAUGCGCAGUCGCAGCUCGUCGGAUUCGCUCUCGCCCGCGGCCUCCUCCGCCUUCAGAAACCUCGGAGUCUCAAAUCCCAGCAGCAACCCUCGCGUCGGGGGCGUGGAACUAGUGUAAGUAGCUGCGCCUUGUAUGAGGUAAGUCCUGCAGUUAGGUUCCCAAUUUUCCAUGCUAAAUUGGAUGAAAUGCAGUUAUCUACUCGGAAUUACAUUGUUCCAUGCUGCGUUGCCACAUUCAAAUUCAGUUAUGAAGCAUGUUGGUGCAUCACGAAAUUGCAAUUCUGAAUCAGUUUGCUCUAUGAAGAAAUGUGUAAUCACUUUGAGUGGUUCAGGUUUGUGUAUCUGGUCUUGGGUCGAUGCUACCAAAUCUCACAACUUCAGCGGCUCAAUGGCUUUGUUUGCCUUGGUGUCGUCCCUUGGCUUGUUCAUCCUGUUUGUUUGAUGUGUGCUCGGCAUGUUACAGUCACGGUAUGAGGCACGACUAGUCUUACAACAUCCUUGUGUCGCUGUCUGAAAUAAUUCACCUUUCCUCUUCCAGUUUUAAUUUUGCUAUUACUGCAAUUCUACUAGUCACAAUCCAUUACUCGGCCUGCACACGUUUUCUUCGACAGGUAUUUGUUUCAUUCUUCUACUUCUCUUUACCCUUGCAACACGUUCAGGGCCAGACAGCCCACCAUUGUUUGUUAAGUCAAGUCAAUAGUCUAGCAUAACUCCAGGCCCAUUCAUUCCGGCAGACAAAUCCUUUAAAUGGCAUCUACAUUUUACACACAAGAUCGCCCAAGCUCCAACCUAAAGUUCUCCCAACUUCCUGGUUCUUCCACAUCCUGUAAGCUCUGAACAUCAUGCCCUCAUUUUUGUCUCUACUCUGUAUUUUUCUCAUCCUUUUCUCCUUCAACACUACAACACUCGAAGCAGCGCAAGAAAACAAGUCCGAGAUUGAUCGCCAAGCCCUCCUUUGCUUCAAGUCCGGCACCAACUCUUAUCCCCUUGACAUCCUAAAUUCAUGGAGUGAUGACUCACUUAACUUUUGCUGCUGGAAUGGGGUCAUUUGCGGCACAAAGUUUCCACCCCGUGUGGUCUCACUUAACCUCACCUCCGCUCGUCUCAGUGGGCAAAUAUCUGGAUGUGUAGGCAACUUGACUUUUCUAUCUUCGAUGAACCUUGCUGAUAAUGAUCUAUCGGGAACCAUCCCUGGAGAGUUGGGUAAGCUUCCAAACCUCCAUACACUGCAUCUUUCCAACAACAACCUUGAAGGUAACAUCCCUGGUUCCUUAGGCACUAGCAAUUCUCUUAGCUAUGCCAAUCUUGGAAACAACACUCUUACAGGCGGUAUCCCUCUCUCAUUGACCAAUUGCUCCUCACUCAACACACUUAUACUGUCACGUAAUAACCUCUCUGGAGAGAUCCCUUCUACUUUGUUUGAUAACUUAUCUAAGCUUACUAAGGUUGAUCUCCAGAAGAAUUCUUUCACUGGUCUCAUCCCACGUUUCCAUAAGGUCACAGCACUCAAAUUUCUUUGCCUGACAGGGAACUUCCUCUCUGGAAGCAUACCUCCUUCGAUAGGAAAUGUUUCUUCCCUCACUUCUAUAUUGCUCGGCCAAAAUAAGCUAUCAGGAUUAAUUCCAGAAGCUAUAGGUCACACUACAAAACUGCUUGAGCUUGACCUAAGUUUCAACAGUUUAUCAGGUAAUGUCCCGGUUUCCCUUUAUAACAUGUCAUCACUCAAAAACUUUAGUGUUGGCAGCAAUGGCCUUGUUGGACAGUUACCAUCUUACAUUGGUCACUCACUACCGAACCUCCAGUCCCUAAUUAUGGGAAGCAACAGGCUGGAGGGCCUGAUCCCUACUUCACUAGCCAACAUGUCAAAUCUUCAAAUGCUUGAUCUUUCAAACAACUCCUUGCAUGGCUCUGUUCCAUCUCUCGGUUCUUUGGCAAACUUGCGUCGGUUAGUUUUGGGGAGUAACUUGCUAGAAGCACAUGACUGGUCAUUUCUUACAUCUCUAGCAAAUUGCUCCCAGCUGACAAAGUUUUCCUUGGAAGGGAAUGCUCUGAAUGGCAGCUUACCUGUAGCAGUUGUUAAUCUUUCCACAAGGCUACAAGAUUUGUCGCUUGGGUCAAACCAAAUUUCAGGCUCCAUACCUGUUGAAAUUAGCAAUCUUGUUAAUCUCACUUCACUUAGGAUGGAAAACAAUUUUCUUUCUGGAAGCAUACCUUCUACCAUUGGUAAGCUGCAAAACCUAUAUAUCCUAAAUCUAUCAAAGAACAAAUUAUCAGGUCAGAUCCCUCCUUCAGUUGGUGACAUUACUCAACUGGGCAAGCUUUAUCUUAGUGAUAACAAGUUGACUGGUAACAUACCUGGUAGUUUAGGUCAGUGCAAGGGACUUCUUGAACUAAAUUUGUCUCGAAACAACCUAGAUGGGUCAAUACCAGUCGAACUCUUUGCUAACCCUCCAUUCUCCCUCGGUCUGGACUUCUCACACAACAAUCUCACUGGGGAACUGCCACUGGAACUUGGUACAGUUGGUACUGGUGCUGGUCCAACAUCCCUUCACAUGGAAGGAAACAAGUUAUAUGGACAAAUUCCAGCAAGAUGGCAGUUAGUAUCAACCGUGCAGAUUAAUCUUUCUCACAAUGACUUAUCCGGUGCCGUGCCUGAAUUCUUUGAGCACCUUCAUAUGCUGGAGCAACUUGAUCUAUCUUAUAACAACUUGGAAGGAGCUGUUCCUACAAGUGGGAUCUUUGAGUAUUCUACCGCAGUACUUUUGGAUGAUAACAAGGGACUCUGUUCGAAUUCCUCCAGGAUGGCAUUACCAAUUUGUCCUGGCAUCUCAGCUUCAGCAAAUAAAACAAAGCAUCAUAUGUCCUCGCUGGCAACCUUGCUGCUAAUUGUAAUACCACCACUUACUAUUGCUUUCCUAGUCUUGCUAUGGUUUCUACCCACUCUUUGGAAGAGAGCGGUAUUCUCAUUUUUACAAUUGGCUGUUGUGUCCAAGAAGAUGUUUUGUUUUUUUGCCCAUCAGAAGAGAAGAGAAAUGCAUACAGUUCCAUUCAACGAUGAGAAGAAGCUGAAGAGGGUGUCAUAUCAGGACAUUCUUAAAGCUACCAACUGGUUUUCUUCGCUUCAUACUAUCAGCUCAACCUGUACUGGAUCAAUUUAUUUUGGUAGGUUCAAGUCCGACAGGAGAUUGGUUGCCAUCAAAGUAUUCAACUUGAGUGAACCUGGCGGGUGUGAUAGUUACUUUAUUGAGUGUGAAGUGCUACGAAACACCCGCCAUAGAAAUAUAAUGUGUCCUGUGACCGUAUGCUCGACACUUGAUUCACAAAAUCAUGAGUUCAAAGCGCUGAUAUUCAAGUUCAUGGUUAAUGGCAGCCUUGACAGAUGGUUACACUCUGAGCAACACAAUGGAAUCCCAGGCAGAGUGCUAAACUUUGGCAAGAGGAUAUGCAUAGCGGCAGAUGUGGCUUCUGCUCUUGAUUAUGUCCAUAACCAACUAACGCCUCCUUUGAUCCAUUGUGAUUUGAAGCCAGAGAACAUCCUUUUGGACGAUGAUAUGACCGCGCGGCUCAGUGAUUUUGGCUCAGCAAAGUUUUUGUCGCCGGAUAUGUUUAUUCCUGAAAGCCUGGAUGAUGCUGGAGGAACAGUUGGGUACAUGGCACCCGAGUAUGGGAUGGGUUACGAGAUCUCCGUAGGAGCUGAUGCAUAUAGUUUUGGAGUGCUUCUGCUGGAGUUGCUUACCGGAAAACGACCAACCGAUGAUAUGUUCGUCGAUGGGCUUACCCUUCCCAUUUUCUCCGAAUCCAUGUUCCCUGAGAGUGUCGCGGAGAUUCUAGAUCCUCGUAUGGGACACGAGGAGCAUCAAGGGUGUGCAGAAGUAUGGACGCAGAGAUAUAUUGUCCCGUUGGUUGCCCUUGGACUGUCGUGUACCGUGAAAGCUCCGAAGGACAGGCCUGGAAUGAAAGAUGUUUGUGCAAAACUUACUGCUAUCAGAGACGCUUUUCUGGAAUGCUGUGAUGACAUUGACGAAUAUUUUAGCUCUGUUAGAGCAUGCUGAUUCGUUAUCGUUAAGAAUGUAGUAACAUGUUCAUUGUACCUUAUCAAUAUGACGAACUGGAUGAAACCCUGCUGGCUAUGGAUUUCUCAAAUAUCACUUUUGUUCAAUGCUGUAGGGAAGCUAAUCUUAUUGCGGAUUGUUUGGCAAAACACUGCUUUAGAUCUAGUGUGCCUGAAUUCUGGGAUUCUAUUGCUCCUGACUUUAUUCUUCCACAAAUUGUAAACGAUAUGGCUAUUGUUUGAAGAAUAAAUUUAUCUUAUGUUUCAAAAAAACUGAAUGAAAAUAUGAGUGAUCAAUAGUUCGCUACAGAAAGUACUAUCCUUUGUUGAAUUAUUUUUAUUUUGAGGUGU
Triticum aestivum (bread wheat) is the source of this 4693-nucleotide messenger RNA. Its product is annotated as probable LRR receptor-like serine/threonine-protein kinase At3g47570. NCBI's taxonomy places the organism in Eukaryota, Viridiplantae, Streptophyta, Magnoliopsida, Poales, Poaceae. The coding region runs from base 1134 to 4343 and encodes 1069 amino acids. Gene Ontology annotation, molecular function: ATP binding; protein kinase activity; receptor serine/threonine kinase binding. Gene Ontology annotation, biological process: protein phosphorylation. The record is from RefSeq and is a predicted model, not a curated record. The transcript is spliced from 2 exons.